UUAAACAUUUCACUUCACGUGGCGCCAGUGGCAGGCAGUGCCGUACAAGAGGUUUUUUUUAAAUAUAAAAACGCGCGAAAUACCAACGCAAAGUAGUUAAUAUUAAAAAGUUUGCGUAACUUUUAAAUACUGUGUACAAGUGAUUGACUUAUGGUAAAAGUGCUGUGUGUCGUGGGGACUUUUUAUUACUUUACAUGGACCAAGUAAAAUGUACCACAGGGUGCGGCGAAAAAUGAAGUUUGAAAUCAGUGCCAUAUUAAUUUUAAGUUACGUAACGUUGGUGUUCACUAAAGCCUUUGAUAUAAAAAUAAUUAAUGAUAACAUUGGGGAUGACAUAGGAAACGAUAUUAUAGAUUUCGAUGAUGAAUAUUCAGUUAAAUAUGACAAGAAAUAUAAAGUACUCCCAUGGAGUUCAAACGGUUUUAAGAAAGACACCUACAGAUAUACUGUCGUUAAAGAUAAGCUCGAGCUUCAGCAUGAAAAUAAAGAAAUCAAAUCGGAAGCAGCGACAAUGGUUACCACUACAACCAGCGUUAACUCCAUUACAGACACAGUCGAAAAGACAACUGAACUUAGUGUUAUUCCAUUAGAAUUAUUAAGUACAACAGAGAGCAGUGCAAUAAGUCCAAUCGAAAGUACAACAGAAUUAGAUUUAACAGUUAUUCCUUUAAGUACAAGUGAGAAAACACCUGCUGAAUUAAUUAUUAAUCAGACCGUAACUCUACCAGUAUCCACAGAAUCUUCAGAAGAUUAUAAUUUAACUACGUUUUUUUAUGAAAUGACAACAAAAUCAAAUAAUUAUUUAAAUGAGACUACAACAGAGAACAUAAUAAAUGAAACGUCAACGGAAAAUGUGUUUAACGAUACUGUAACAAUUACGAGUACCACGUUAAAUGUAAAUGAAACUACAGAGAUUGGGACUACAAUUCCAGAUACUUAUAAUGUUACUGAAGUGAUUACUGUUCUUCCUGAUGCUAAUGCUACUGAAUAUGUCACUGAUAAUUUCCCAUCUACAACAGUAAUAAAUGAAGUAACUAACAUAACUGUUAGGAAUACGAACAGGACAAUCAAUCGUGAGGACUAUGACAGUACAGAAAUCAACGCAGAAGUUCCAAUAUUUACUGAGUUAGAUACUGAAGAUAUUUCAGAAGUUCCAGAAGAUUAUUAUGAUUCAAAAGAUGUCGUUACGACGUCUGCACCUAAAACGGACGCUUUAUCUGUGAUAUUUGGGUUCGCUGGCAGUGUAGUAGAGAGCGUAGUAGAGAGUGUGGCAGAACGGGUCGUGCCCAAAGGGCUGAUUGAUUUGUUCAGGCGAAUGCAAAAACAGAAUGAGGCUUUAGAAGCGGAAAAGUUGAGAAGUCGCGAAGAGAAUGGAGGAAUAGGUCAAUUCACCCGAGGCGUGAUCAAGACGAUAUCCUCGGGUCUGAGCAAGCCCCUCAGCCAGCUCAUGGCGGGAGUGAGAGACAUCGGCUCGCUGGACAGCGACCGCGGCUUCAUCAGCAGCUUGGCGUCAGGCGUCACCAGCGUGGCCAACGUCGCCAACUCCAUGGUGGAUGUCUUCAAGGACAGAGUGCAGGCUAUUUAUCCUGGUACUAUCUGGUGCGGGGACGGGCACUCGGCGCAGGCGCGCUCGGGCGAGCUGGGCCUGUUCUUCUUCACCGACACGUGCUGCCGGCAGCACGACGCCUGCAAGCUGUACAUCGGCGCCGGGGAGACCAAGUUCGGCCUCACCAACACCGGCCUCUUCACGAGGUCACACUGCAGCUGCGACGAGAACUUCCGGCAGUGCCUGAGGAAGACCAACUCGCUGGUGUCGGCGCAGAUCGGCCUCACGUACUUCAACGUGCUGGGCCCGCAGUGCUUCCGCCGCGCGCACCCCAUCGUCAAGUGCUUGCGGCGGACCAGGAUAACCGGGCUCAAAUGUGAGGAGUACGAGCUGGACUACACCAAGCCCAAGAUGUGGCAGUGGUUCGACAGCGAGACCUUCUGACACCAGCUGCCGAUCGAAGGGUUGAGAUGGCACAUAUCAACUAUUUAUUAAUGAACCGUCAACCGUAAAUCUGAGAGCUCUGGAUAGUGACGGAUAGUUUAGCUAGUCUUAUUUUACGCGCAGAUGAAGACAUUCGACUUAGCGUUCCGGUACGAUGGUAUGAUGAUGACUUCACAGAUAAGAUCCCACUAGAGAGUCAGUGAAUGUAUGAGUAUUUUUCUAACAUUAAUUACAAAAAAAAAAAUGUUAUCUUAAUUCAGGUUGUCUACAAAUUAUGUCAAAAGUAAAGUUUGUAAGCUUAGAUAUCUACAAUCAAACAGACAAGCAACGGAUGAACAAAGUUGUAUUAUAAUGUUAGCAUAACACUAAACUAUAACUUAGAUUCAUGUGCUCGUAGAUAGUACUUAUGUAGUAGUGAUUUGUGUGACAGCUUGUUACACAGUAAACAGCCAGCAGGGAACUGUUUCCGGGGAGACUACAGGCACAUGAGGCUCGAUAUCUCUGCCUCAGGUUAACGGGGCGUGGCAAGGCUUUGUACAACGUGUCCUUAGCAUGUCUCGCGAUUUGUAGCUCUGUUAUAGGGGAUGAUAUCUACUUCACAUAAAACCUUACCUCGUUCCGCUCUUCAUUCCGCUCUCCUUGAUGUUUUAUAGAACUAUUUCAUGACAUUUUCAAUGUUAUGUUUUGCUCAGAAAAUAUUCGUAGGAAAUUUUCGCAGGUUUCUUUUUUAAAAGCAAUUAUCUUUUUAUUU
Molecule: messenger RNA, 2741 nt
Organism: Bicyclus anynana (squinting bush brown)
Lineage: Eukaryota; Metazoa; Arthropoda; Insecta; Lepidoptera; Nymphalidae
Exons: 6
Coding region: 209-1990 (593 amino acids)
Biological process (GO): phospholipid metabolic process; arachidonate secretion
Source: RefSeq, a predicted model, not a curated record